This is a messenger RNA of Zophobas morio, 1668 nucleotides long. Its product is annotated as zinc finger Y-chromosomal protein-like. The transcript has 2 exons. Gene Ontology annotation, cellular component: nucleus. Bases 97 to 1332 code for a protein of 411 amino acids. Gene Ontology annotation, biological process: positive regulation of transcription by RNA polymerase II. The record is from RefSeq and is a predicted model, not a curated record. Lineage: Eukaryota; Metazoa; Arthropoda; Insecta; Coleoptera; Tenebrionidae.
UUUGAGGUUAUGUCUGUUUUUUGUUGUGCUGAAAUGUGAGCACAAACUUAAAUAGUACUAUAAUAAUUAUUUGCUAAGUCGUGAGAGUUAGUUGAAAUGUCGAAUUUGGAAAAUUCAGCUGUUCCAUCAAAAUUUGUGAACAAUGGUUGUGGUCGGGACCAACGUUUCAACUGUGAAAAUAUGGAUCUCGAAGUCUACUCCUGCCCACAUUGCAACUUUUCCACGGAUUUAAAAGUCGUUUUGAAGAAACAUAUCGUAAUUUGUCAUACUGUCAAACGACUAAACAAACGCCCUGUAUUGAAGUACUUGCUCCCCAGUUAUAAAUGUACAUGUUGUUUUUGGACACAUUCCUUGCUCGUUUUUUUGAAACAUACGUUCCACUGUAACCCCAGCCAUACACAAGGAAAACAUAAUUUGACAAGUAAGCACACAUAUGAAGAAAAGAUCAAGUGGUUUAGUUGUGACCAGUGCGAGUUUAAAACAAAGCAGAGACACAAUUUGCAAAAACAUUUGCAGUUCAAACAUUUACAUGAAAUUCCAUGGUUUCAGUGUGAGCAUUGUGCUUUUGGAACUAAAUAUAAGACAGCAUUGAAGUCUCACAUAGAAUAUAAACAUACUCGUGAGGAAUUCGUGAACUGGCACAAGUGUGACAGCUGCGAUUUCAAAACCAAGGCCAAAUAUGUUUUGAAGAGACAUAUAAUAAGGCAGCACACAUCUGAAACAAAGAUUAAGUGGUUUAAUUGUGACCAGUGUGAGUUUAAAACAGAGCAGAGGGACGAUUUGCAAAAACAUUUGCAGUUCAAACAUUUACGUGAAAUUCCAUGGUUUCAGUGUGAGCAUUGUUCCUUUGGAACUAAAUAUAAGGCAGCAUUGAAGUCUCACAUAAAAUUUAAACAUACUCGUGACGAAUUCGUGAACUGGCACAAGUGUGACAGGUGCGAUUUCAAAACCAAGGCAAAACAUGUUUUGAAGAGACAUAUAAUAAAUCAUCACACAUCUGAAACAGAGAUUAAGUGGUUUAGUUGUGACCACUGUGAGUAUAAAACAAAGCACAGAUCCGAUUUGCAAAAACAUUUGCAGUUCAAACAUUUAGGUGAAGUUCCAUGGUUUCGGUGUGAGCAUUGUGCCUAUCGAACUAAAUAUAAGUCAGGAUUGAAGUCACACAUAACAUAUAAACAUACUCGUGACGAAUUUGUGAAAUGGCACAAGUGUGACAGCUGCGAUUUCAAAACCAAGGCAAAAUGUAUUUUGCAGAGACAUACAAUAAGUCAGCACACAUCUGAAACAGAGAUUAAGUGGUUUAAUUGUGACCACUUUGAAGCAUUUACGUGAAAUUCCAUUGUUUCGGUGUGAGCAUUGUGCCUUUGGAGCUAGAUAUAAGGCAGGAUUGAAGUUUCACAUGGAAUCUAAACAUGCUCCUGAAGAAUUCGUGAACUGGCAGAAGUGUGACAGCUGCGAUUUCAAAACCAAGGAAAAACAUAUUUUGAAAAGACACAUGAUAAGUGAGCACACAUCUGAAGAAAAAAUUGCGUGGUUUACUUGUGAUCAGUGUGACUAUAAAACAAAGCAGAGAGACGAUUUGCAAAAUCAUUUGCUGUUCAAACAUUUCAAUGGCUUGUGGUAUGAAUGCGAAUAAUUUAUUCUUGUUAUAAUAAAAUAUUGAAGUUU